This is a messenger RNA of Episyrphus balteatus (marmalade hoverfly), 750 nucleotides long. RefSeq names its product kelch-like protein 2. Gene Ontology annotation, molecular function: protein binding. Lineage: Eukaryota; Metazoa; Arthropoda; Insecta; Diptera; Syrphidae. The record is from RefSeq and is a predicted model, not a curated record. Bases 1 to 750 code for a protein of 249 amino acids. The transcript is spliced from 3 exons.
AUGAUCCUUGCUGCUGCAAGUAAAUAUUUUCAAACAAUGUUUAAUGGAUCAUUUCGAGAAUCAACCGAUAGGGAAGUUAGAAUCCAAAUUGAUAGUGAGUCAUUGAAUAUGAUCAUCAAGUAUAUUUACACAGCUUCGAUUGAGCUUUCAACUGAUUCAGUAGUUGAAAUUCUAGAAAAUGCACAUCUCUUCGAAUUGCAAACUAUUGCUGAUAAAUAUAAUCUAAUUAAUUUGUAUGAAAAAUCAGAGAACUACAUUUGUGAUAAUUUCGAAGUAAUUUACAAAGAAGAAAACGAAGAAUUUUUAAACCUGGAUUGUGAUAUUUUAAAUAAACUUAUUUCGAGUAAUAAGUUGCAGGUAGAAUCCGAGGAGCAAGUCUUUAACUGCAUUAAAUCUUGGGUGGAUCAUGACCGAGAUAAUCGAACAAUAUGCUACGAUACACUCCUUCAGAAUGUUCGUCUUCCACUGAUAAAUCCUGUUUUCAUAACCAAUGUCAUACAAAAGGUUUGCGAGUCUACGGAAUGCAAAAUGCUUAUCAAUAAAACGUUGCAAUGGCAUUUAUUGCCACAAUUACGUCCGGUUUUGUUUUCUGAAAAACUCAUUCAACCAAGAUAUCCAAAACACACUCUUUUGGCCAUAAGUGGAUGGGCCUCUGAAGACAAUCUAGAUGUUCUUCAAGUUGGAGAAUUUAGUUUUAAAUUAAAUAGAUGGAGCUAUACAACAUGGCCAGCUCCUCCAAAGAGGAUAUGA